AUGACCAACACUCCUUCCAAGACUCCGAUCUGGCUCGACUGCGAUGCCUACGCCCUCCUUCUCUGCGCGCACGACCCCAAAGUCGAGCUGCUUGGUGUGAGCACCGUCCAUGGCAAUGCUGCGCUCGACCAAACCACAUACAACACUAGGGCAAUCCUCGAGGCAAUCGGAAGGCGCGACGUGAAGGUCUACUCGGGCGCUGCGAAGCCAAUCAUACGCGAUGCUGUACAUGCCGCUGACAUUCACGGCGAGUCCGGCCUAGACGGCGUGACGCUGCUUCCCAAGCCCGUCGAACCAGCAGCUACCGAUGUCGACCACCUCGAAGCCAUGUACCGAGCGCUCAUCGCUACCCCCCAGAAUACCGCCUGGUUGGUCUCUACGGGCACCUUGACCAACAUUGGUCUGCUAUUCCAGAAAUACACAGAUCUAGCGGCUCAUCUCAAAGGCCUGAGUAUAAUGGGCGGUGCAGUCGGUGGCGGCUUUACGGAUGCGCCAAUGGGCACAGUUCAAGGAGAAGGUGAACGAUUUGGCAACUGGACACCCUAUGCCGAGUUCAACUGUGACCCCGAAGCAUCUCACUUCAUUUUCUCGCACCCCGUUCUCAAAUCCAAGACGACGCUCAUCCCUCUCGACCUGACGCAUCAAGUCCUCGGUACGAAGAAAGUCCGCCAAACACAACUAUAUGGAGACGAGAUAUGGGAUCAGUCAGUCUCAAAGAGUGACUACACACCCUCAGCUAUGCGGGCCUUGUUCACCCAGAUCAUGUCGUUCUUCGCUGGCACGUACGCUGAGGUGUUCUCCAUAACCGAAGGACCGCCGUUACACGAUCCUCUCGCUGUAGCGGCUGCCUACAAUCCUAGCAUAUUCGACGACAAGGGUGGCGAGCGCUUCCAAGUGGAUAUUGUCACGGAAGGCCUUCACUCGACAGACAAGUCAAAGGUUGGUGAACUUGGUAGAACAAAGGUCACGAAGCUACCGAACGGGGAAGGUGGCUGUCGUAUACCUAGAGGCGUUAAUCUUGAUGACUUCUGGGGCAGCAUCGAAAGUGCACUGAAACGUGCAGACGCCGUCAGCCCAAUGCCCAAGAUUUCGGAGAAAGAAUUAGAGGAGGCCGGUGUUUUCAAUGGAGUUGGAAAACUACAACGAUGA
Molecule: messenger RNA, 1149 nt
Organism: Alternaria incomplexa
Lineage: Eukaryota; Fungi; Ascomycota; Dothideomycetes; Pleosporales; Pleosporaceae
Exons: 4
Coding region: 1-1149 (382 amino acids)
Biological process (GO): purine nucleoside catabolic process
Cellular component (GO): cytosol
Molecular function (GO): purine nucleosidase activity
Source: RefSeq, a predicted model, not a curated record